This is a messenger RNA of Cucurbita moschata (crookneck pumpkin), 1413 nucleotides long. RefSeq lists its product as uncharacterized. The coding region runs from base 611 to 1117 and encodes 168 amino acids. NCBI's taxonomy places the organism in Eukaryota, Viridiplantae, Streptophyta, Magnoliopsida, Cucurbitales, Cucurbitaceae. The transcript has 2 exons. The record is from RefSeq and is a predicted model, not a curated record.
UAGAAGGGAAAGCCCGAGAACAAUAUCUGCUAGUGGUAGGACUAGGAUUGAGCUGUUACAAAAUGAUCCUUGUUAUUUGCAUCAUUUGCUUGAGUUUAUAACUAUUUCGAGUUUCGGUAGGAGAUGUGAAUUGUGUUCGUUAAUGAGAGGUUUGAUAGAUUCGAUAUAGAUCCUUUUGUGAAUGCUUUUCUAACCUCUACCAUCUUUUCCUUGCAAAAAACUCCCCCAUUUCUGGAUGAGGGGCCUUCCCCAUUGUUGUUUCAUGUUAGCUUUUUGCUUUUCUAGAAACAGUUCAACCAUUCCAUUCUGUCACCGUCACUCUUUGUAUGCCCACACCGGAUAUGAACCGAAAUGUCUCACGACGUUUUAAACCCAACUCAGGAACAUACUCGUUCUGCUCCUUCCGUUCCUAUGUCUUCUGGUUUUCUCCUCCCUGUAUGAUUCUCUAGUGGAUUGAUUAUGAAAUUGAUGUCUCUGAUCUUCAAGUAGAGCACAGGAGAAGAUACACUAGCAGGCUGUCAGAUUACUCGAAACCUUGUCGUUUUUCACGGCAAGUCUCGAAGGUGUUCCUCCUUCCUCGUGGGAGAUACUUGCUCACCUGACAUAAAACAUGGUUCUAAAACUGCAAUCUACCAAAGGUGGCGGAGGAUCCAUCAAGGUUGGAGCGACCGGAACGAUUAGUUCGUUGAUGACAAGGGAAUUAGAGACGAUGAGAUCCGGCCCCAAGAAGUUGGUCACGUCCAAAAACAAAUCUUCAUCAGCUACUUCAGCUAGUUCAUUUGCUGCUUCCAUUCCUAAAAGACUGCAACAAAGCAAAUCAUUUGAUGAGGUAAACAAUGGUAGAAGAUAUAGUACUGUUAAUAGCAGAAGCUUUGGGAACUCUCAUAACACUACUAAGGCCGCUGGUUCGAGGGAUGUCCACCGGAUACCAAUGCUUGGUUCUGAUACUCAUGCCAAUGAAAAUGGCUAUAGAGACAAACCAGAAAGGAAAGGACUUAGAGCAGUUGCAAUUGUGGACGUAAAGUGCAAUAACCCUGAUAAAGCUUGGGCUAGCCGUCCUCUAUCAAGUCGACUCCGAAAACUCGGGUUUUCGAAGCUGUCUGAAACCUUUGCUUGACUCUUCAAUGAACAUUGCAGACCUAUAGGCUGCUUUCUAUCAGAAUCUUUGUAGUUUUAAGGUUUCAAAUGAUGUAUAGAAGGAUCUGUAAGGGAGGCUGUGAGUCUCAUCGAUCGACCCGAAGUCGACGGUUGAUUGCAUUAUAACGCAUCAAACUCGUGCCUGGGUGGGUUCAAAAGAAAGCUAGCUUGGUUUUGUUAUUUGACAUGUUCAGAUAAUCAUGUAUGACGUCAACUUAUAGUUCAACUAGUUCAAAUAUUCAAUCAUGAAGUCAGAAGUUCGAAUCGUUUUAUCUC